UAUACACGCGACGUAGUAUCUACACGACACUCCCUGACCAGAAAAGAGCUGUGAACUAUGGCUCUCAGCAGGAGCCCUGCGCUGUUCCGAGACCAUCGCUAUGUCUGUCGCUCAAAGCGCGCUAGAUACACUACCUGAAGCACAUGAUGCGCCUCCAAAGCUUCCCAUCAAGGAUCUACUCAUUCUGGCAAGCGUUCGUUUUGCAGAGCCAGUUUCCUUCACUAGUGUCAAUCCGUACAUCUUCUUCUUCAUCCUGUCAUUUGGUAUUGCUGAAGCGGAUGUCGGCUUCUAUGCAGGCUUGAUCUUUGCUACCUUUCCGCUUGCAGAGUUCGCCACAUCCUUAUUUUGGGUACGCUUGUCUGAUCGCAUUGGUCGACGGAAAGUCAUUCUCAUCUGUCUUGCUGGAUGUAUCCUACCAACACUAUUGUUUGGCUUCAGCAGAUCUGUGGGCGAGGCAAUGCUAUGGCGAACCUUGACGGGUCUCAUCAAUGGCAAUUCACCUGUCAUCGCAACGGCCUGCGCAGAGCUCGUCACGUAUAAACCACAUCAAGCACUGGCAUUCAGCGUCAUGCCCGUGACGUGGACACUGGGCUCUAUUAUUGGUCCCAUGCUGGGAGGUUCCCUAAGUGACCCUGUCCAGCAGUACCCAGCGUGGUUCAAAUCAGAUACGCCACUACGACAAUUCUUGCUCAAGUUUAGGUUCUCCCUACCGGGGAUCGUUUGCGCUUCAUUAUUCUUGGUUACACUGAUUGUGGCAGUCGUUGGACUCAAGGAGCCGCCUGCUGCUGUGCGACCACUCAGUCAGGCCGAAGAACCCAGCGAACGAACGCGACUUUUGUCGAGGCCAUCAGAUGAAGACAACAGCAACAACAAUGGUCGUCCAGAGACAACUGCAAGCGACUCAGAAAAGGCGCCUCUCACACUCUGGCAGGAAGCUAAAUACCUUACUCCAUGCAUCUACACGAACCUCGGCUUGUCUGCACUCGUGUGCUUUGUCACCAUGAGCACUGACCAAGUCUUCCCUCUACUCGCAUCUACUUCGCGCGAACUAGGUGGUCUUGCACUUGCCUCGCCGCAGGUAGGUACCAUCUACACAGGCACCAGCGUUGCUUGCAUCCUUGGACAGUUGCUGUUUCACGUGGUCCAUCGCAACAUUGGCAGUCGUGGUUGUUUGCGAGUUUCUAGUACCUUUUGUCUAAUCACUUGUUUGACAUUCCCGAAUAUGGUAAACUUGGCGUACCUGAUUGACAAAGGCAAGCCGGAGACAAGUACAGCGAGGCAGCAGAAUGCGAUACUCUGUCUAGCCAUGUUGUGUCUCGUUACACAACGCAUCGCUGGAAUUCUUGCUUUUCCGUCAUUAGUCAUCCUUCUCACCAAUGCCGUACCAUCUGUGUCGGUACCGCAGAGCGAUGGUGACCAUGCAGGCGCGCCUGUUCGAUCAUUACUCGGUACAGUCAAUGGUUUGUCACAAGCGACGAAUUGUGCAUUUCGAGGGAUUGGACCAUUGAUGAUGGGUCCGUUUUGGGCAUGGAGUAUCAGGUCGCAGCAUCGCUGGGUGUUUUGGACCUUCAUAGCAGGCUUGGGCUGCUCCAUCUGGGUGAUUACGCGCAUAGGCAAGCUUGAGGAAGAGGAAGGAGAGACGUAAGGCAAAAAAGAAGAUCAUUUACUCUACAAGGGUUAUAUAGACGAAGGCAUAGAAAGCGUUUCUAUUCUUUUUCCUGCUACCAAGCCAGUGCUUUACUGUCCUCCACGAAGACGCAACACCAAGUGCAAUGUUGACUCCUUCUGAAUGUUGUAGUCGGCCAAAGUGCGACCAUCCUCAAGCUGCUUUCCAGCAAAGAUGAGACGCUGCUGGUCAGGUGGAAUACCUUCCUUGUCUUGAAUCUUGCUCUUGACGUUGUCAAUGGUGUCUGAUGACUCUACCUCGAGUGUGAUGGUCUUUCCAGUCAGAGUCUUGACGAAAAUUUGCAUACCACCGCGGAGACGGAG
Protomyces lactucae-debilis is the source of this 1989-nucleotide messenger RNA. RefSeq names its product major facilitator superfamily domain-containing protein. Gene Ontology annotation, molecular function: transmembrane transporter activity. Gene Ontology annotation, biological process: transmembrane transport. The coding region runs from base 101 to 1645 and encodes 514 amino acids. NCBI's taxonomy places the organism in Eukaryota, Fungi, Ascomycota, Taphrinomycetes, Taphrinales, Protomycetaceae. The record is from RefSeq and is a predicted model, not a curated record. The transcript has a single exon.